Molecule: messenger RNA, 819 nt
Organism: Triticum turgidum subsp. durum (durum wheat)
Lineage: Eukaryota; Viridiplantae; Streptophyta; Magnoliopsida; Poales; Poaceae
Source: the annotation of a GenBank genome assembly
AUGCCUCCGCCGCUGAAGGACAUGCUGCCGCCCGCCGCGGCGGCGACCGAGUGCCGGCUCACCGGACUAGGCACGAUCAAGAGACGCACCAACCAAAGCAAACGCCACCCGUGCACAGUGCGCGUGCACGGCCACCUCACCGUCGUCUACGGGCUGCUGGAGCUGGGGGGCUCACGCACCAGCCGGCCCCUCCACCACCUCCAGGUCCAGUACGAUGAGGACGCGCCCCGGAGCUUCGACCGCACGUUCCUGCUCAACGACCCCAGGACCUUCUUCCGGAGCCGCUCGGCCUGCCGCGACGGGAUCAACCAGAUGCUCACGCGGACGCCGGCCCUCCGCGACUUCGACCUCGCCGCCGCCAACUGGGACGGCGGCUUCCUGCCCGACGACCUCGCCGGAACCAUCACGGGGAGGGCCCGGCUCGACGAGGAAGGCCAUCACGGCGGCAACGCGCCGCGCUUCAGCCUCGACCUGUCCCUGACCGUCUUCGUGCGGGCCGUCUGCAGCGAGGCCAAGCUGCUGGCGCUCGCGUGCAGGGAGGCCACCGCCCAGUGUGGGCUGUCCGUGGCGGACCGCUGCUGCUGCUGCAUAUGUCAGGAUCAGGAUAUCGCGGCUGCUGAGGGCGGCGGCGACGACGAAGGCACCGUGAGGCUGCCAUGCUCACACACGUUCCACGUCCGCUGGCUUGCGCGGUGGUUCGAGGCGGUGACGACGUGCCCCCUGUGCCGCCGUGACAUGGUCGUCCACCUUGAGGCCGUCUACACACACGAUCGAGAGCAAGGCCGUAACCGAGAAACUAAAGGCCCUAUACAAGUAUAA